AUGUUACAUCACUUUGCAACAUUGCCACACUAUAUGGGUGAGAAGCGUGAGCCGGAAGUGCAAUUAAGAACAGCAUAUCUCACACUUUUUAGCGUGGGAAAGCUCCUCUGUCCGUGUGAGGAGCUCACCUGUCCUCUUGGCUCACCCGUCCGUGUGGGCUCCCUCGGCAGCGCCCGUCCGUGUGGGCUACAACAGCAGCGCCCGUCCGUGUGGGCUACAACAGCAGCGCCCGUCCGUGUGGGCUACAACAGCAGCGCCCGUCCGUGUGGGCUACAACAGCAGCGCCCGUCCGUGUGGGCUUCAACAGCAGCGCCCGUCCGUGUGGGCUUCAACAACAUGCUGCCCAAGGUGGCGGUGUUCCAGGCGGUGCUUGUGGCCUGCGCCGUCGGCUAUCCUGACAACAGCUUCGCCCGGGGGAAGUCUCAAUCCACCAUCCAUAGAAGAGGCAUUCGGCUCACCCCUAGUCAUAUCCCACCUGAUGCAGACCUAUUUCGCAAUGAUCUAGGUCCUACUCAAUCUAAUUUCAAUUCUAUCUAUUACAACUUGGAUCCUAUUCCUGCUGCCCAUGGCCCUUCAACACCUAUUCCAGCUCGUGGGUUUAAACCCAUGGCUACGUCUUCUGUAUAUAUGGGUCCGGAACCUUUGUCCUUUGAUUCUAUUGACUUGGAUUUCGACCCGUUUUACAGUCGACCUGUCCAUCUAGCCUCAGGACACAUUCGACCUGACUCUCGACUACCUACUCGUCCCACUCAUGGCCCGAUUCGCCCCACCCUUGGGCCUAUUCACGGUCAUAAUCGGCCUAUCCAUCUUACUAAAGGACCUGUCCAUCCAACCCAAGGACCUAUCCCGCAAUCUAAAGAACCUCUCCACCCAACCCCUGAACCUAUCCUCCCUCUUCCUAAACCUAUUCGUCCUCCUCCAGGGCCUGUUCACCCUACUUCAGGACCUUUCCAUCCUUCUCUUGGUCCAAUCCCUUCUACCUCAUAUCCAAGCCAUCCCUCGCCAGAAUCGACCCUUCUUAAACCACGUCCUAUCCAUCGCAAACCCAGAAUAAAGACAGAAAGUGACGAACAUAUCAACCCAGAGACACAAGCAGGAAUUGGUAGUACUACCAGCAGUAGUGGUCGUAGUAGUAGUAGUACUACCAGCAGUAGUGGUCGUAGUAGUAGUAGUACUACCAGCAGUAGUAGUUUGACAACAACAAGAGGAUACAUGGGAGGAGAUGGAGUUAUUGUUCCGUUUAGCAUUAAACUCGAGUGUUUACAAGGUGGAUGA
Molecule: messenger RNA, 1275 nt
Organism: Procambarus clarkii (red swamp crayfish)
Lineage: Eukaryota; Metazoa; Arthropoda; Malacostraca; Decapoda; Cambaridae
Source: RefSeq, a predicted model, not a curated record